AUGUUAAAGAAACUAAUAAAAAAGAAAAACUAUAUAAAUAUGGAUCAAUUGUCAGAUCCCUUAGGUGAUCGUGUGAUGAAAGACGUGAAGCCUCCCAUUCAUCGACCUCUUUCCCACGAACUACUUUUCCCUGAAGAUUGCAAUGGAAAGCCAUCUUACAAGGCCCUAAAAGUUCAUUUUCAGAGAGAAGGCCGUCUUAACAAAGCAGAUGUUAUUCAAAUCAUCGAUAUGGUAUCCAGCAUCUUCCGAGCUGAAGAAAAUUUGUUGUUUCUCCAAGAUCCAGUGACAAUUGUUGGUGAUAUUCAUGGUCAGUUGUACGACAUGCUCAAAAUGUUUGAAAUUGUAUCACAUCUUUUGGUUGUGAAUUUUUACCAAAGAGACACUUAUCAGUGCUAUUUGGUCAAAAUUUUUCCAAUCCAACACUUUCCUAGCAAAAUCUUCUUGAUGAGAAAAAAUUCUAAUUAAUUUUGCAAUGGAAAUAUCUACAAUAAGAAAUGCCCGAGGAAAAAUCAUGCAGCCACUUGAAAUUGGUGGAAACCCUGAAAAUACGAAGUACCUCUUCUUAGGAGACUACGUAGACAGAGGAAUUUUUUCUAUGGAAGUCAUUAUGCUUCUCUACGCUAUUAAAAUCAAUUUCCCGCAAACGUUUUAUAUGAUCAGAGGAAACCACGAGUGUCGCCAAAUGACAACUUAUUUCAAUUUCAGGACUGAGUGCAUAUACAAGUUUGACUCUGAAAUUUAUGACAGGAUUAUGGAGAGUUUCGACUGCAUUCCCAUCUCCUGCUUGGUGAAUAGGAAGUUUCUGGCUUUGCAUGGUGGAAUUUCGCCUGAGUUGAGGACUGUUGAAGAUUUGACAAGACUGAAUAGAUUUAUAGAGCCUCCAAAACAAGGACUUUAUUGUGAUAUUCUAUGGUCUGACCCAGUUGACACCCCUGAUGGAAGACUUCCUGAAGGCUGAAGGAAAAACGAGGUGAGAGGUUGCAGUUUUUAUUUCGGAAUGGACGCUAUGAACAACUUCUUGCGCAGAAAUGAUUUAAUUUCAGUAAUUCGAGCUCACGAAGCCCAGCCAGAUGGCUUUAAAAUGCAUCGCUGGAACGGAAACAACGAAUUCCCUGCAGUGAUCACUAUCUUUUCAGCUCCGAACUACUGUGACGUUUAUAACAACAAAGGAGCGAUCAUCAAGUUUGACAACAACACCUUAAACAUCCAGCAAUACAACUAUAAUCAACACCCAUAUAUGCUACCCAAUUUCAUGGAUGUUUUCACUUGGAGUAUUCCUUUUAUUAUUGCAAAAGUCAUGGAUAUAUUUUCCACAAUUUUGAGAACCCCUCAAGGAGAGCUAAUUGUUAUUGAUGAAAAGCUGUCCAAGAGAUUCCAGGAGCUGGAAGAUGCAAUUUGGGAACAGAAAAUAGGCGGCAAUAGAGGAAAUAAGAAGUCUGUUGAGCAAAUCAUGAAGCUCUUCCAAGCUUUGAGAGAAGGGAUUCAGCCGAGCACCAUAGAGACCGGGAAUUAUACUCAAUCUAAGUCUCCAUUAAAUAUCCAGAUAAGAGAUAAGUCUGAGUUAGAAAGCACAAUUGAGAUGUUCGCUCAGGCGAGAGCGCUAGACAUGAGAAAUGAAAGGCAGUUAUAA
Messenger RNA from Blepharisma stoltei, 1630 nucleotides. NCBI's taxonomy places the organism in Eukaryota, Ciliophora, Heterotrichea, Heterotrichida, Blepharismidae. The record is from the annotation of a GenBank genome assembly.